AUGCCUCACCUCCCAGUCUCUGCAGCUGUGGCUGCAGCACCUGGUGAGGCUUCCAGGAUUGCAGAUCGCCUUUAUAUCCUCAUAAAAGGUCCAUCAAAUCCAGUCGACUUUCCACUCUCAAUCCUGUCGGGUCUCUCUUCAUCACAUUCCAGUAUACAGCAGUCGGCCAUUGCUGAACUGCGUGCCUACAUUCGACGACUCUUCUUCCUCGAAUUCCACCCUUACUUUAUGGUCAGCAGCAUAGCCGCAGCAGGCGUAGUCUUGUUGCUCAUCGCUAUCGGUAUCCCUGUGGCGUUUCACCGCCUCUACCAUGGGCGUCUCGAUGUCUUUCGCCUGGAAAGACGAAUGCAAGGCUCGUACAUCAUCCCCAACGCUAUCAACUGCUUCCUUUUGCUCGAAGGUCUCUAUGGCAUCUUGACAGUAGCCUUCAACUUUUGCAUUUGGGAGCUUUUCAACAACCACAAACAAGGAUGGAUGUAUCUUUUCCAGCCCUUCCGAUCGCUCAUCUGGAUUCCGCUCUACAUCGGAGCCUUCCUGACAGGAUGGGGAAGUUUCUACACCGCUCCUGGUGCUCUCGACAAGCCCACUGCUUCCAGAUACAAAACAAGCGCAAAAGGUCAUCUGCAAUGGCCACUGAUCGUCAACCUUAGCUGUCUCGGCACGCCCGUUGCACUCAUCAUCUCGCUUCUCCCGCCAGCAUGUCUCUCAUCCGUCAAGAUGGCCAAGGCGUACAACAGCUAUAAGGAAUGGGAUCACAGCUUCGAAAGAUUGCUCGACGCAACCGCAGCAGGCAGUCUUGUCAACCAAGUAGCUCUCGACAAUUUCAGAUCACGAGCCUAUACCAUCUUCAAGGACUGGACCAUGUCGUACUACUACGUCGACAUCGGCUAUGUUCUCUGGAGUUUCUGGGCGCUCCUCUUCCUCUUCUUCUACGUGCCUGCUGGUGGUGUGCUCGUCUAUCUUCUGCAUCGUCAAGUGCGUAAGCAAAGGGCUAUCCUGCUCAGCUACCAGCGCAAGCUUGAAAUUCAGCUUGCGCAAGAGCAGAGGGGGAUGCAAAUUUGUGUCUUGACCGGAGAACAGGCUGGUAUGCAGGCAGGUCAAGCAGCGGGGCACUUAUCCGGAGCCCACCCUUCAUCCCGCCUCGGUGCGCCUCUUGAAGACAUCUAUGAGAAUAGAGGAGCAUCCGAUGGAAGCGAUCGUACAGGCCCCAGCGGCACAACAGCCUCAUUUAAGGGUAGUCAGGGUUUCCUUGGUCUCGAGUCGGCAUUGCGGCACGACCCUCCAGCUUCUCAUCAAGUGCAUGGAGCCAUGACUCCUGGCAUCACCUCACGCAUCGGUCAUGUCGCAAGUUUGACUGAAGAGGUCGGCUCCAGCAAUGGUCCAGGUACGGGCUCGACACCUCUUACGCCUAUAACUCCCAACACGCCUAGGCCACCAUCAGCCUUUAGGAAGCUGAUGCGCCUGGAGACGGGGUCCAGCAGCCAGCGCGGCGACUUGCUUUCGCCUAAAACCAAGCGCAAACGCAUCUCCAUUACGGGUGGACCCAUGUCACACUACAAAUACCUCCGCCGAUGUCUGGUCAACUUGCUCAUUCUCUACUUUGGCAUCAUCUCCGCAGCCACCUGCUUCGGCGCCAUUACCAUCUACCUCGCUUCUGUCGAGUACGAGCACGCACUACAAGGUCCUGCCGCAGUCGCUUACCCGAUCGCAGUAGCCGGCACAACAGCAGCAUGGGCUUCUGCCGUCUUCGGCGCUCUCACUAUCGGCUCCAUUGUCUUCCGCAACUUUGACAAUCCUAAACCCGAAACAUGUCAAAACAGCAAUACAGAAGGAGGCGGAGCAGGUGGUCUCCGUCGUCGCUUCCACCGUAACGCUUCUCGUCGCACACUCGACUCUGCCGCUGCAACAGGCGCAGAGCAGAACGCAGCAGCUCGAAACCCAGUGAUGCAGGGAAAGUCUCGAACACUGCCUGCCGUACCCGAAAGCGUCGAUCUGGAAGCAAGCAUGCUGUCGGUCAUCCAGUCAAAACCUCAUAUCGCCAUGAACACCGGGAUGAAGUUCAAUAUGUCAGAACAAUCCCUCCCUGGCGGAGGAUUUGUGAUUCGACCAGAUGAUCAGCUAGCUUCGAUGCUGUCGACUGCUGGUAACACCCCGGAAACAAAGGAUGGGCCGAGAGUUGGUGGCAAACAAGGCAAGAGUCUUCGACCUCCACCGAAAGCCAGAGCUUGGCUUAGUCGGGAAAGGGAAGCUACGAUGUCGAUCCCUCAGGAUGUCACCGAAUCUUUCGGUCUUGCGUCGGUGCCGAUGAUGGUCGGACGCUCCAACCAAGGAUCGGAGCGCGAAGCGUUGGAGGAUCCGUCAGGACACUUCAAGACAACCGACUCGACUCUGGCUGAGUAUCCUUUCGAUCCACGCAUCCUUAAGGGCGCUCAAGAAGCUUCUGCUUCGCUCGACACCACCGCAGUACGCUCAAGAGAUACAAAGCCUUCUCGGGCGGAAGAAUCACCUUCGUCACCAGUAGUCAAACAUCAAUCAAGGUUAAGCGAUAGUGUCGGAAGCGAGACACCUGCUUCGAGGAUCGCAAGAGAGUGGGCUCGGUCUCAAUAUUUUGAUGCGCCACUGCCAGAGACUCCCACCACCGCAAGUGGGCGCGGUCGUGAACUCGACUCCCUCGGGUUGAAGCAUGAGGGCGAGGGCGAAGGUGCUUGGAUCUCCGACCUGGCAGGCUCACCUCCUGCUUCACCACCCUCAUCACCACCCUCAUCACCACCACGACCAACUCGUGACUUGAGACGUCUUCUUGGGGAGGCUGAUUCGCAGAGGCGCAAUGGCGGGGUUUUUAGCCCAGAUGCAAGGUUCUGA
Ustilago hordei is the source of this 2862-nucleotide messenger RNA. RefSeq lists its product as uncharacterized. Lineage: Eukaryota; Fungi; Basidiomycota; Ustilaginomycetes; Ustilaginales; Ustilaginaceae. The record is from RefSeq and is a predicted model, not a curated record. The coding region runs from base 1 to 2862 and encodes 953 amino acids. The transcript has a single exon.